AUGACUCGAACCAUUGUCACGGCACGAAUCGCAAGUUGUUCAAGUAGUGAUAGCGAGACUUCGCACAAGACUGAAAAAGGUCCUCACGCACCCACCUUGAACGCUCUUGCCAACAUGAAUCUGUUGCAGAGAAGAACCGCCGACGUAAGCAACGAUCUCGACUUGUUUGUCUAUGACUCGUCCGACCACGAGCUCGACAGUCAAGCCGGGCUGAGCGAAUCUCGAGGCCGACCAAGAGGGAGUGUCAAGCGCAGAGGAUCACUGCUGAGAAGAAGUCCAGAAGUUGGCCUGGAUCUCAAGUAUCCUCAAAUUCGGAGAGGCAGGAGUGCGGGACCAAAGGCUAAGCUGCUGCACAAGGCCAAGGGAGAAGCCGAGAUCGAGGCCCAGAGGCAGCAGGAAGCCCAGGACGACUAUGAGAUAGCGGACUUCAUCACAGUUCCUCCUCUAUACUCAGCCAAGCGAGACCGUGGGACCAUCCUGCCCGAUCGCCAGGAUCGUCUCGUCUCUUCGACUACUCUGUUGAUCCCUGGCACCCAGCCUUUGCCGUCGAUCUUGCGCAGCCCACAGACUAUCGACGUGGCUGUGGAGACCGUACCUCGGCUCACUUUUGCGCGUAGGCCGAGCAACACAGCAGGGAGCGAUUCUUUAACUCCAUCCCCAAUGCACGCCUCGACUUCGAGGAUGACGGCAAGCCCAGCUUCGCCCAGAGAGACAAGGAGACUGUCCUUCGCCGUCGACUGCACCAAACCAAUCAAAGUCAGGAGGCGGAACAAGUCUGCAACAGAAGUAUCCUAUGGAGCCCUCAGGUCUGAAGGUGAAGCUGUCCACAAGCAGAAGUCUCGUCGUCCUUCGAGUGGCAGUCUUUCCGGUAGCAAUCUCGCCCUAGAUUCGCCCACUAUCAGCAUCGGCAGCUACACUUCCACGGGGCCCUCGACCUCACGCCCUAUGCCGGCCUCAGCAUUGUCACUUCCUUCUCUCAACAUCAACACCCCAAGGAAGAGCAGGUCCGCUUCUGGCAGCCGCUCUCGCUCUGCGUCAUUCUCUUCCCCCUCUCCAAUCUUCUUCCUACCUUUUGCGGGCAAAGCGGCAACUCAAAGCGAGGGGUCAUCCGCAGGGCUGAGCCCCACUCGACUCCUCGCGAGUGCAGCUUCCACAGUCACACUCUGCAAGAUCUGCGCUACAUAUCAUUCGCCUACGAGCCAGAGCAGUACCAAGCAAGCCGGAGAAGACUCCGAGAGCGUCACAACGACCGAUGCCACUUGGUGGGGUGCAACACCACGACGUCGCAGUCUACCCGAAUUGCUCCUGUACGCUGGUGGAGCCAAGAGGGGGAAUGAAGCUCUGAACCAUUUCGAAAGUUCUGGCAAACAAAGUCAUACCCCAACUGCGAGCAGCACAAAGGUUGGAAGUGUCAGGGGCAGAAUCAUGGGAAGGGGAAGGAGCGAGUCGGACACGCGUGCCCUGCUGUGGAGUAUCCAGGCUUCGGCGGGCAAAAUCCUGUGA
Messenger RNA from Microstroma glucosiphilum, 1503 nucleotides. RefSeq lists its product as hypothetical. Bases 1 to 1503 code for a protein of 500 amino acids. The record is from RefSeq and is a predicted model, not a curated record. Lineage: Eukaryota; Fungi; Basidiomycota; Exobasidiomycetes; Microstromatales; Microstromataceae. The transcript has a single exon.